AUGGCCCAAGAGAAGGCCUGCUGUCCUGUCGAAGUUGUGGGCCACGGCGCCGACCCACACGGGAUCUGCCCGUCGACCCUAUUCUACCUAUUUCUGGCCGCCUACCUCAGUCUGUCCGGUGUUGACAUGUCGCAUGUUGGGCCUCUCGCCCGAACACACAUUGGGACUGCGCUGGCAGCCUGGCAACCUGGCACCAGACCCCUCGUUGGCGUUGUCCUUGUCCUGGGGAUCGUCUGGUCUAGUCGUCCCUUGGACCCUGGUGACCGGUCCUGGCCGCCGAGCCACGACGCCAGAAGACACCCUCGGUUCCACGCAGUCUUCCGCGUGAGGGUCUCUGCGGCGCCACGAACGAGUGGUACAGAUGCAGCGGCAAAGCCGGUCCAGGACGCAGGGUCCAACUCAAAGGAAGGGUUGGCGGGGUCGGGUCAGUCGUCCAAGAGAUCUGCUUCCGAGAUCGCGCGAUGCAUUGCUGCCCCAGUAUGGGUCCAUGCAAGCGUCCCCGAGAAGUGGAGUGAUCUGGACGACUCCGGAUUUGGCGCGAGAGAUCAUGCUCGUGACGUUGGAGAGGAGCGCGUCACGCUACGGAAGGCACCACGGACAGACAUCUGA
Molecule: messenger RNA, 609 nt
Organism: Anthostomella pinea
Lineage: Eukaryota; Fungi; Ascomycota; Sordariomycetes; Xylariales; Xylariaceae
Source: the annotation of a GenBank genome assembly